Molecule: messenger RNA, 405 nt
Organism: Adineta ricciae
Lineage: Eukaryota; Metazoa; Rotifera; Eurotatoria; Adinetida; Adinetidae
Source: the annotation of a GenBank genome assembly
AUGUUAGAUGAUACUCCAAACGCUCCGAAAGAUCCGUUAACGCUGUCAUUUCUUCUAAAUCUGAUUGACGGAAUUAUUGAACAACCAUCGCGUAUACUAAUCAUGACUACGAAUCAUCCUGAACAAAUCGAUCCUGCUCUUCUUCGACCAGGCCGCGUCGACAUUAAACAAGAAUUUCAACGAUGUACGAAACCGAUCGUGAAAACAAUCAUCGAAUACUUCUUCGAGGAAGAAAACGAUAUUGAUGUCUCUCAAUUGACUGAUUGUGUUCAUUCGCCAGCUGAAGUCAUUGCAGCAUGUAUGUCGUCAUCAGAUGGAAAAAAUGCUGUGCAAUUGCUUUCGGAACAAACAUUACCCAAUGUCAUUGUCGAGGCACGAAAUGUCGUCGGACCUGACAAAGAAUAG